UCUAAGCCAUGGAGCCUAUAACAUUAUUUCAUCCACAGUAUGAGCAUAUUAUUGACCCUCUAAAGGAUGCCUUUGGUGGACUAGGGAGCUUGACUUCGAUAUCUACAUUGACGAGACUUUUUGAAGAUUUUCAAACUUUGAGCAAGCUGGAUUCGAUUGCUCAGAACCUUGUGCAGUCCAUUCAAGACCUUUCUUGGGACAGCUUGCCAAGCCCUGGUGUAAAAGAUACGUCCAUUAAAUCCUCUUUAGGAGGCGUUCUCUGUGGAAGAGGCAAGAGUGCUUUCAACAUUCAAGAGCUAGAACAGAAGUUUUCUUAUCAGCAGAAGGUGCAGGACAGUCGGGGGAGUUUUGAUCCACGAUUUGAGAAUGUGAAGGAAAAGAUAGAGAAGAAGAGACUUGGUAAGGGUGAAGCAGGUUUUUUUUUAGUUCUUUCUUUGAUCUUUUUCUUUUGUUACACUGCCUUUAAUCCUCACUUUAAAAUUAUUUUUUUCUCUUCUUACUUUCUCUGGAAGUGGAUUAAACAUUUAAGAUUAGAGAAAGAAUUUGAGGAUUCAGCUAACUAGUAUCACCAAUAUUAAUUCUCCAAACAGGCCCAUGGUUAGGUGCACUUUUAAAGAUGUUCUGCAUUGUUGUCUUUCUCUUUAUCUGUUUCUACCAUUUUGUCUCUCAGUCUUUUUAAAAAAUUUAUAUUUGACAUUCUUUGCUGUGCCUAUGUUUUAAAAUCUAAUCAGAAUGAGCGCCUUUUGGAGAGCCUUGUAUAUGUUUUAGACCAACAUCCCGUGAAAAACUACGCCUUCAGGUUAUAAGCGGCUGUUUCAACCUAUGCGCCUCACUGACUCAUUGAGGGCUCUAAUAAUGGGCUUAUUA
Aplysia californica (California sea hare) is the source of this 867-nucleotide messenger RNA. RefSeq lists its product as uncharacterized. The coding region runs from base 9 to 563 and encodes 184 amino acids. The record is from RefSeq and is a predicted model, not a curated record. The transcript has 2 exons. NCBI's taxonomy places the organism in Eukaryota, Metazoa, Mollusca, Gastropoda, Aplysiida, Aplysiidae.